AUGAGCGACUCACCUCCCAUUGUUUAUGCAGUCCUUCCAGAUUCCCCUACCGAAGUACAAUAUUCCUACAAUGCGCAUGAAAGUAUCUCUCCAAUUGUAACUCCUGUUCGGAAGAAAAGAGUCAGCGGAAAAGUAUCUCGCCUGGCAAAGAAACAACGAUCAACACCAAUUGCAUACUCUAAAAAUGCGGAAGAAUUCGAAACCGAAACUCAAACAGUACUCCAAGAUGAUACCAAUGCAUUAGCGCCUUUUUAUGAUGAAGAUUAUGGAGUAUCUGUUCCAGAAAUAGAUGCGUUGGGCAAAUCAGUGAAUGAAGGGGCCUCCGGAACUGAUGACGAAGAAUACUCGUACUUCCUGGAUGCAGUACUGGCUGAUGAAUGUGGCUUUUACCAGCUUACUGGCAAUCUUUUUGUUGCAAAUGGAUGGAGUAAUUCUAGGCGCGAGUCUACAAAACUCUGGUACCACAUUCAACGGAUGGAGCUCAACGGUGUAUGGAAGGAAACAUGCAUUUGCCCCAGAAAUCACAAUCAAUUUGAAUGUUUUCAUGAACGCUUUUUGAGAGAAACUGUUGCAAACGGAUUCAAGCUUCCUCUGCCUACAGAUGGCAAUGAAAUGAAAGUAUAG
Psilocybe cubensis is the source of this 624-nucleotide messenger RNA. RefSeq lists its product as uncharacterized. The record is from RefSeq and is a predicted model, not a curated record. The coding region runs from base 1 to 624 and encodes 207 amino acids. The transcript has 3 exons. Lineage: Eukaryota; Fungi; Basidiomycota; Agaricomycetes; Agaricales; Agrocybaceae.